AUGCCAGCAGCAGCAGCAGCAGCAGCAGCAAGCUCAGAGGCUGCAGAAGAUAGUAGCUACGACUUCAAAUUUAGCCAAUGUUUCGGUGACAAAGCAGAUAUCGUCGUCACAGAGGCAGACAUCAUCACAGCGGUGGAAUUCGACCACACGGGCGAUUUCCUUGCCACGGGGGACCGUGGUGGCCGUGUGGUGCUGUUCGAGCGCAACAACAGCAAGCACUGCGAGUACAAGUUUCUCACGGAGUUUCAAUCGCACGACGCGGAGUUCGACUACCUCAAAUCGCUCGAAAUAGAGGAGAAAAUCAACCAAAUCAAAUGGUGUCGUCCCUCCAACCAGUCACAUUUCCUGCUGUCGACCAAUGACAAGACCAUCAAGCUGUGGAAAGUGUACGAAAAGAAUAUAAAGCUCGUCAGUGACAACAACCUUAGCGAAGGGGCGUACGGAGCAGGGUCCGGCCCGGGAUCGGCCGCCAAGAACCGGCAUCUUAACCACCGUGGUAACGGUUCUGCCAGAGCCGUACUGUCGCUUUCGGCGCUCAAAUUACCCAAACUUUCUCAGCAUGACAAAAUCAUCGCUGCUGCGCCCAAGAAAAUCUACAGCAACGCACACACAUAUCACAUCAAUUCCAUAUCGAUAAAUUCGGAUCAGGAAACGUUUAUCAGUGCAGACGACCUCAGAAUAAACCUGUGGAAUUUAGACAUACCGGACCAAUCCUUUAACAUCGUCGACAUCAAACCUGCCAACAUGGAAGAGCUGACAGAAGUCAUCACCAGCGCAGAUUUUCAUCCGCAUCACUGCAAUCUUUUCAUGUAUUCAUCUUCAAAAGGUACCAUAAAGUUGGCCGAUAUGCGACAGAAUGCGCUCUGCGAUUACCGUGCCAAGACAUUCGAGGAAUACUUGGACCCCAUAAACCAUAAUUUUUUUACCGAGAUCACCUCGUCGAUAUCAGACGUGAAAUUCAGUCCCGACGGUCGAUACAUUGCAUCUAGAGAUUAUCUAACGGUGAAGAUCUGGGACGUGAACAUGGACAAUAAACCUGUCAAGACUAUUAACAUCCAGGAUCAACUCAAGGACCGUUUAAGCGACACCUAUGAAAACGAUGCAAUUUUCGACAAGUUCGAAGUGAAUUUUAGCGGUAACAGUUCCAGUUUGAUGACUGGUUCUUACAAUAACACGUUUAUGAUUUACCCAGAUGUGGUUGGCGCGAAAACCAGCAAAACACCGCCGAUGCAAGAGAUUGUCCUACAGGCAGACAAAACGGCAUUCAAAUCCAAGAAGUUAGGUUCGUUAGAGCAGCAAAGCGCGCGCAACAAACAAUGGGGGGAUGACAUUGAUUUCAAGAAAUCCAUAUUGCAUUUCUCGUGGCAUCCAAGGGAAAACAGCGUAGCGAUUGCGGCGACGAAUAAUCUAUUCAUAUUUUCAGCAUUAUAA
Lachancea meyersii CBS 8951 is the source of this 1431-nucleotide messenger RNA. NCBI's taxonomy places the organism in Eukaryota, Fungi, Ascomycota, Saccharomycetes, Saccharomycetales, Saccharomycetaceae. The record is from the annotation of a GenBank genome assembly.